Molecule: messenger RNA, 798 nt
Organism: Colias croceus (clouded yellow)
Lineage: Eukaryota; Metazoa; Arthropoda; Insecta; Lepidoptera; Pieridae
Exons: 2
Coding region: 70-798 (242 amino acids)
Source: RefSeq, a predicted model, not a curated record
UACUCUAUUUGUUUAUUUUCUGUUCAAAAAUAUUUAAAUAAAUGAAUUUUUAGGUUUUCUAUUCUAACAAUGCGUUGGAGUGAAAAUGCUACCCUGGAUUUCGUUAAAAUAUACCUUAAACACGAAUUCUUAUGGAAUAACAACCACCCGGAUUAUAAAAUGAGACACAGAAGGAUUAACGCGUAUCGAGAUAUUUCGUCAGAAUUUAAAUCAUGCACAAAUUUAUCACUCACAGUUCCCGAGGUUAAGAUGAAGAUAAAGAAUUUGAGAUCGACAUAUAUGCAAGAAGUGUACAAAGUAUUAAAAAAGUCUAGUCCUGAUUGUAUGUACAAACCUUCACUAGUCUGGUUUGAAGAUAUGGAUCGGUGUCUAAAAAACACUGCUGUGCGGCGAUAUACAUCUAGUUUACCAGAAGCUCAAGAAGUAGAUUCAUCAUGCCAAAUCUGGGUAAACCAAAUUGAGACGAGUUUAAAGGAAGAAAUAGAUCCAGACCCUCUUAUACCGCAGUCUGAUGAAAACUGUGACUCUCCUAAACCAGCCAAUUAUAAUGAAAUCAAAGAUGAGUCAGAAUCAUCAACACCUUGUAAAAAAUUAAAAAAGAAAAAGUUUAAACACAGUAAAUCAUAUAAUUCAGAAUCUCAUGUUACAAAGGAGAAGGAAGACGAGUUUGAUAUAUUUGGAAAAUACAUAGCUUCCCAACUUAGAAGUAUGCACUUACAGAAAGCCCUAAGGUUACAGUUGGAGAUACAUGGGCUAGUCAAUGAAGCAAGGGUGUCAGAAAUAAAUGACGAUUGUUAA